GCGUCCGGGGCGUCCCGGCGGGUCCCGGUCCGGCUUCCCCAGCCCGCGAACCCGAGAGGCGCCAUGGGGCGGAUCACGGAAGAUCUUAUUAGACGGAAUGCCGAGCACAAUGACUGUGUGAUUUUUUCCCUGGAGGAGCUCUCCUUGCAUCAGCAAGAAAUAGAGAGACUAGAACAUAUUGACAAAUGGUGCCGGGAUUUGAAAAUCCUCUAUCUGCAAAAUAAUCUCAUUGGAAAAAUUGAAAAUGUUAGCAAACUCAAGAAGCUUGAAUAUUUGAAUUUAGCUUUAAACAACAUUGAAAAAAUUGAAAAUUUGGAAGGAUGUGAGGGGCUGACAAAGCUAGACUUGACUGUGAACUUCAUUGGAGAACUAAGCAGCGUGAAAACCCUUCAAUGCAACAUCCACCUGAAGGAGCUCUUCCUCAUGGGGAACCCGUGUGCUGACUUUGACGGCUACCGGCAGUUCGUGGUGGCAACUCUUCAGCAACUGAAGUGGUUGGACGGUAAAGAAAUCGAGCGUUCAGAAAGGAUUCAGGCGUUGCAGAACUUUCCAGUAGUUGAACAACAGAUCAGAGAGCAGGAGAAAGCUUACUGCCUCAGACGAGCCAAGGACAAGGAAGAGGCUCAGAGAAAACUGCAAGAGGAGGAAAAGGAAGGUCAGGAGGAGAGAAGUCACUCCGGCUUCGACGGACAUGUGUACAUGGACACCAGCUCUACUCUCCCAUCUUCUGAAGACAGCAGAGACCAUGGCCGGGCACCAGAAAAACAAGAAAGGGAAUGUCCGAAAAAGAAAUCAGAUGGCAGUCAAGAGGACCUGGAAUUCUGGAAUAAGCCCUCUUUGUUUACUCCUGAAUCUAGACUGGAAACGCUUAGACACGUGGAAAAACAACGGAGAGACCAAGAAAAAUUAAGUGAAAAGAAGAAGAAAGUGAAAGCACCCAGGAGGCUGAUCGCUGAAGACGGGAGAGCCCUGAACGUAAAUGAGCCCAAACUUGACUUCUCUUUGAAAGAUGAUGAAAAACGUCACCAGAUCAUCCUGGACCUUGCUGUGUAUAGGUAUAUGGACACUUCCUUAAUCGAUGUUGACGUGCAGCCGACUUACGUGCGGGUAAUGGUCAAAGGAAAGCCGUUUCAGCUCGUCCUUCCUGCAGAAGUCAAACCUGACAGCAGCUCGGCUGCACGGUCCCAGACAACAGGGCACCUGGUCAUCUGCAUGCCCAAGGUGGGUGAAGUAAUCACAGGCUGUGGACAAACAUCAAAGUGUGUGAAAAGCCCGCGGGUCAGCACGGACAGCAGCAGGGAGCAGACAGACAAAAGAGGCAAGCAAGUUGAGAGACUAGAAGUAGAUCCUAACAAGCGUUCCUUCCCCGAUGUGGCCAACAUAGUUCAAGAGAAAAAGCGCGUGCCCAGAAGAGUUCGUGCUGAACCCAAAAUUGCACCAAAUGAGGAAGAUCCAGGCUUUGAAGAUAACCCGGAAGUGCCCCCGUUGAUUUGAGGUAUCAGGCUGCCCGGACUGUGCUCAGUGCAAAGAGUGUGUCAUUUAGGGACUGAACAUAGUGAUUAUCUGUGUUACUGCUCCAGUGCUUUAGUUCCUACUUUGCAUAGUAAGAUUCUCAAACUAGUUUAAAAUUAAAAUGUGUACCUUAAAUUGCUGUAAUUCAUAAUUCAUCACUUGUCUAUAACAAAGUAUUGGCUAGUGCCAAGCACGUCAUGGUAGCUGGGAGGGCUAUGCUCAGUUUCUGUAGGGCAGAAAUACAGACCAAUACACUGGGGACAGCUUGUCUCUUCUCUCUCAUGUAUGGAGCCUCAACUUGGAUGACCCAAAGGCCAUGGAUAACUUGAUAUCCGGAGGCUGGACUAACCUGGAGGUGUCUUCGCCCACAUAUGUGGCAUUUGAGGCUGGCUUUUGACCAAGACCUUAGCUAGGUUGACAGCCAGAGUAUCUAUAUGUGUCCAUGAGAUCUAGGCUUCCUCGGAGCUCUCCAAGGGUGAGCCUCCCGGGAGAAUGAUGAAGAAAGGUUAUGGCUGCCUUAGUGAUUCCUCUGAUGGAGAUGGGUAGAGAAAAUUGAAAACCUGGAAAGGAUUCACCAUUCUAGAUGCCACUAAGAACAUUCAUGAUUCAUGGGAAGAGGCAAAAAUACCAACAUUAGCAGGAAUUUGGAAGAAAUUCCAAACCCUCAUGGAUGACUUGGAAGGGUUCAAGACUCUAGCAGAGGAAGUCACUGCAGAUGUGAUGGAAAGAGGAAAAGAACUAGAAUUAGAAGUGGAGCCUGAAGAUGUGACUGUAUUGCUGUGAUCUCGUGAUAAAACUUUAACAGAUGAAGAGUUGCUUCUUAUGGAUGAGCGAAGCAAGCAGUUUCUUGAGAUGGAAACUCCUGGUGAAGACUGUUGAAAUGGCAACAAAGGAUUUAGAAUAUGACAUAAGCUUUGUAGAUAAAGCCGCUGCGGUGUCUGAGAGGACCGACCCUAAAUCUGAAAGAAGUCCUGCUGCGGGUCAGAUGCUCUCAAACAGCAUCGCCUGCUACAGAGAAAACGUUUGUAAAAGGAAGAGUCAAUCAAUGGGACAAACUUCAUUGUCUUAUUUUAAGAAAUUGCCACAGCCUCUCCAGUUUUCAACAAUCACCAUCUCGAUCCAUCAUUAGCCGUCAACAUGGAGGUAAGACCCUCCACCUGCAAAAUUAUGGCUCACCAAAGGCUCCGACGAUGGUGAGCAUUUUUUAGCAAUAAAGUAUUUUUAAUUAAGGUAUGUUCAUUUUUAGGCAUGAUGCUAUUGCACAUUUAAUAGGCUACAGUAUAGUGUGAGCAUAACUUUUAUAUGCACUGGGAAGCCAGAACCUUCGCGUGACCCGCUUCGUUGCAUUAUUGACUUUACUGCAGUGGUUUAGAACUUAACCUGCAGUCUCUCCAGGGUAUGCCUGGAUUUCUGCAUUAGUUGAAACCUUUCUUCCCUGUCCUAUGUUGUGUGGGGCUGGGUUGACAAAACCUCUUCCGUCUGCAGCAUGUAGGUGGACCUCCAGUGGGUAGUGCCUAAAGAUGCAGCCACUUCUGCCACUGAGCCUGCCCUUCCUCAGAACACGCCCUGGACCUCCAGGAAUGUGGAAAGAAUUCUGUCACAGGCAUUCCAGUGAUGGACUCAGCAGUGAACUCGCUUCUUUCUCAUUCUAGGGGCCAAGGCAUCAAGUGCUAGGACCCAAGGGACGUCCUAUACGUAUAUGCUCUUCCCAUAAUUCCCUUUCCAUUCCUCUCUAUUCUCAUGUUCUGUCUGAUUAGCCCCCAUCCCCAAUGUGAUAGCAUGACUUAUAAUAAGAGAUCCCUGUGUUCUUUGUCCCCAUUUCUGGCACAGAGCUUCUAAAACCCUUGGAAUUUCCUAAAUGCUGAAAGCUAGGACGGUUGCUUUUGUUAUGUUAAUGAGAUGACUUUCGGAAAGCCCUUAGGUAAGGAAAGGAUGGGGGCUGGUUGCCAGGAGAUCCAUCCACGUGAUUAGAGGGUUGGAACUUUUGGUCCCAUCUCCCCACCCACCUCCUGGGAAGGGGAGAGGGGCUGGAGGUUGAAUCCGUUGUCAGUGGCCAAUGAUUGAAUCAGUCGUGCCUAUGUAAUGAAGCUUCCAUAAAUACCUGAAAGGAUGGGGCUUGGAGAGCUUCUGGGUUGGUGAACACAUGGCGAUUUGAGGAGAGUGGUGGGCUCAGAAAGCAUGGCAGCCCUCUGCCCUCCCCUCAUACCUUGCUUGCCCUAUGCAUCUCUUCUGUCUGGUUGUU
Vicugna pacos (alpaca) is the source of this 3754-nucleotide messenger RNA. RefSeq names its product dynein axonemal assembly factor 11 (gene DNAAF11). The record is from RefSeq and is a predicted model, not a curated record. Gene Ontology annotation, biological process: outer dynein arm assembly. Lineage: Eukaryota; Metazoa; Chordata; Mammalia; Artiodactyla; Camelidae. Gene Ontology annotation, cellular component: cytoplasm. Gene Ontology annotation, molecular function: protein binding.